Messenger RNA from Anopheles nili, 1875 nucleotides. Its product is annotated as nischarin. Gene Ontology annotation, cellular component: cytoplasm. The record is from RefSeq and is a predicted model, not a curated record. The transcript is spliced from 4 exons. Gene Ontology annotation, molecular function: protein kinase binding; phosphatidylinositol binding; integrin binding. Bases 1 to 1530 code for a protein of 509 amino acids. NCBI's taxonomy places the organism in Eukaryota, Metazoa, Arthropoda, Insecta, Diptera, Culicidae.
AUGUCCAACUAUCAGCUGCACGCGAACGAUACGACCAUUUCGAUACCUCGAAUAAUCACGGUCGACAGUGUAAAUUACUACGAAAUUCUAGUAAAAUGCGGUCAGGUGAUGUGGACGGUCAACCAUCGGUUUCGCGACUUUGCCGAGCUGCACGACCGCCUCGUCGCGGAACGGGGCGUAUCGAAGGACAAACUUCCGCCAAAGAAGGUGCUCGGCAACAAGAGCCCUUCGUUUCUCAAGAAACGGCAGGAGGCGCUGGAGCAGUACCUGAAAGAGAUGUUCAUAUUUCUCAAGGUGACCAUGCCGCGGGAGUUUGUCGAAUUUCUCGACUUCCACCGGUACGACAUCAUCUUCAUAGUGCAGCAUCUCGCAAGCUCGCUGUUUUUGCGCGGUGAUGCGUUUUUGGCCAAGUCGAAAAAGUACGGCUUCUCGGUGCUAGAGCUGCACGCCAUCAGCGAACGGAUGCAGUUACCUUGUCCGGCGACGGAAGCGGCGUGUAGCAACUACAACUUUUCUCACAUACUCGACUUUUGCGCCCAGCUGGAGACUAUCAUCGUGCUGCCAACAAAGAAUAGCCUGCCGACAAUUCUGUACGACGGUGAUACGGAUAAGUACAUUCCGCACGCGCUCCACAAACCGAUCGGCAGCAGCAAUCUCAUUCCGGUGCAGCUUCGGUACGAGUUGAUCGCGUUCAAGGUGUUGCGCAAUCUCAUUAUUUACGGUGUUCCGACGGAAAACAUUCAAAAUAUAGGUGCCUUGCGUGAAACGCUCUCAAGGAUAGAAGUGUACAAAAGCGAAACCAAGCAAAUCUGCCAAAUUGCACUGUGUGAUAAUGUCCACAAGGACGCAGCCGAGGAGGAGCUUGAUAAAUUAAAGCAAUGGAAAACCCUCCGGCACGCGGUGUUUAAAGACAACCAGCUGACGGUCAUCGACCGGACGAUAAGGCUGUUUCCGAGCUUGAAGGAUCUGGUACUGGAUAAGAACAAGCUGGAAAGCAUCGCCCAUCUUAGCCACUUGAACAAUCUGCAGGUGCUUAGCCUGCGCUGCAAUCGAAUAGCACAGUGUCCGAACUGGCACGUGCAGCUGGGGAAUUUAGUUACGCUAAACCUAUCGCAGAAUCGUAUCCGCCUGCUGGAAGGUCUUGCCAAGCUGUACUCGCUGGUGAAUCUCGACUUGAGCUGCAAUUUGAUCGAUGACAUAAAUGAAAUCGACUACAUAGGCAACCUUCCGUUGCUGGAGAAUUUGCGACUGUUAGGAAAUCCCGUGGCCGGCGGAGUUGAUUAUCGGGCACGAGUUCUUUCGAGGUUCGGCGAUCGUCUACAGGAAAUAUACCUGGAUAAUGAGAAGGGCAACCACACGGAAUACGACAUGGCGCUCGUGCUGGCGGCUCUACGAAUAUCGGCCCAAAAGUCGCAACGUAAACUCCACAGCCUGCUGGACGCUAGUUCAGUGACCCAGAGUGCUGAAGGGGAUGCUGUUGUGGCAGCGACAGUCGAAGAGGCCAGCUCGAGCAAAGCGAACAACAGAUGAAAUUACGCUACAUUCCUGGAUGAGCGAAAAAUCAUCCUUGGCUAUGAAUAUAUGUGCCGAGAUUGUCUGUAUGGGGGUUCAUUUAACGUUUUUUUAUUUUGUAGCAUACGUACCGCGAAGGUAGUUGCCAGAAGGAACAGAGAGUUUAGUGUAUGUUUGUAUGCAGUUGGUAAUAAUAUUUUCUCCCAGAUAUCUUGGACGGAUAGCAUCACAGCAAAGCUGCGCUGAACUACCUUAGAUAUUAAACCUAUCGUUGACCAGAACGCAAACUGUUCAGAAGAUUUUGUUUUGUGCAAAAAAGUGGACAAUUACGCAUGUAACAAGUGCGUUUAUGAUGCAAUAUAA